GAAGGAACCCGCGUACGCGUGAUGUGUGGGACAUAAUGGUGGAUAGGUAGUGAAGGCUUCACAGCUCGAUACGAGUUGCUCAUCACGCUGUUCACAUAAUCCCCGUUGACUCGUCGACUCCUCUGACGCUGACAGCUCAGCCCUGCUCGGACUGAAGACUGGACGACGACCUGGACCGCAACAAGAUGCCGAACAUCAAGAUAUUCAGCGGUAGCUCGCAUCCGGACCUGUCUCAGAAGAUAGCAGACCGCCUGGGUCUGGAGCUGGGGAAGGUCGUCACCAAGAAAUUCAGCAACCAAGAGACAUGCGUGGAGAUUGGGGAGAGUGUACGUGGGGAAGAUGUCUACAUCGUGCAGAGUGGCUGUGGAGAGAUCAAUGAUAAUUUGAUGGAGCUGCUGAUCAUGAUCAAUGCCUGCAAGAUUGCCUCUGCCUCCAGGGUCACUGCUGUUAUCCCCUGCUUCCCCUAUGCCCGGCAAGACAAGAAGGACAAGGUGGGGAGCCGUGCUCCCAUCUCUGCCAAGUUGGUCGCCAACAUGUUAUCCGUGUCCGGCGCUGACCAUAUCAUCACUAUGGACUUGCACGCCUCACAGAUACAGGGAUUCUUUGAUAUCCCCGUUGAUAACCUGUACGCAGAGCCAGCUGUGCUGAAAUGGAUCAAAGAGAACAUCCCUGAAUGGAAAAACUGUACCAUUGUCUCACCUGACGCAGGAGGAGCAAAGAGGGUCACCUCUAUAGCAGACAGGUUGAAUGUGGACUUUGCCCUUAUUCACAAGGAGAGGAAAAAGGCGAACGAGGUGGACCGCAUGGUUCUCGUCGGAGAUGUGACCGAUCGGGUCGCCAUUCUAGUGGAUGACAUGGCUGACACGUGUGGUACAAUCUGUCACGCUGCUGACAAACUAAUUUCCGCUGGGGCCACCAAGGUGUACGCCAUCCUAACCCAUGGCAUCUUCUCUGGCCCAGCUAUCUCACGCAUCAACAAUGCAUGCUUUGAAGCUGUGGUGGUCACCAAUACAAUCCCUCAGGAGGAGAAGAUGAAGCAUUGUCCCAAAAUACAGGUUAUUGACAUCUCCAUGAUCCUUGCAGAGGCCAUCCGUAGAACUCACAACGGCGAGUCUGUGUCGUACCUGUUCAGCCACGUCCCCUUGUAACAAAUGGUGUCUCCCAGCUACUGUGUGCUGUUACACCAAAUAUGAGAAGAGGGAAUUCCCCCGACCCCAAACACUACCAUUAGCAACAAUGUUCUGCUAACUAACCGUGAAGUAAAAACGAAUGUCAUGUUAGUACUAAUGCUGACCCCCCCGCCCCCUC
Messenger RNA from Sebastes umbrosus (honeycomb rockfish), 1308 nucleotides. RefSeq names its product phosphoribosyl pyrophosphate synthetase 1B (gene prps1b). Gene Ontology annotation, biological process: purine nucleotide biosynthetic process; ribonucleoside monophosphate biosynthetic process; 5-phosphoribose 1-diphosphate biosynthetic process. Gene Ontology annotation, molecular function: ATP binding; magnesium ion binding; ribose phosphate diphosphokinase activity. The coding region runs from base 186 to 1148 and encodes 320 amino acids. Lineage: Eukaryota; Metazoa; Chordata; Actinopteri; Perciformes; Sebastidae. The record is from RefSeq and is a predicted model, not a curated record. The transcript is spliced from 7 exons. Gene Ontology annotation, cellular component: ribose phosphate diphosphokinase complex; cytoplasm.